UUUCUUUCGCUUGCUUUUACUUUUGCAUAACUGUUAAUAUAUUUACUUAUGAGUAAAAUCUGCGUCAAUCUUAUUCGCGCAUAUAAGGUUAAAAAGUAAUUAUUAAAUACGUGAGAAAAAGCAGAUUUUAUUGUCGUUAUAAAUUAAAGCUUUUUUAUUAUCGUUUUCAUUUUAAUCCAUAUCCACGAUAGAUUGUAAUAGGAAGUAAAGGUGUAUCUUUUAGAACGGCAAUGUUGUUGGUAUAUGUUUGCGAUCUCGAUCCGUUUCGUGCUGUGACAUAACAUAACCUUAAAAUUUUCCAUAUAUAUAUUUUUGUUUAUUUGAGAUUCGCUGGUUCCAGUAUUGGAUUCGGCUUUUCUAAAAAAUAUGGAGUGGCAAAAUUUCUUGGAGCCACUUAGUCGUAAGCUAAGGAUCACGCAUUUAAAUACGCCAAAUGAGAUUAAGGCGAAAAUGAAACGCGAAAAUGAAUUGAUGAGUUAUUUGUUGGCCGAUCAAGAAGUAAGGGAGUUCAUAUCCUUGUGGUUAGAGGAACGAUACAAAAAUAGAGAUUCGAAAUCGAUCGAAAAGGCAAAGAUAUUCAAGGAUGUUGGAAACAAAGAUUUUCAAGCAAAAAAUUAUACUUCAAGCAUUCAGUCUUAUACAAAAGUUGCUUUGUAUGCACCAGCAGAUAGCGAGGUAUUACCAUUAGCUAUCGCUAAUAGAUCUGCUGCUUUAUAUCAUUUGGGUAAAUAUGAAGAUUGUAUCAAAAAUAUUGAAUUGGCUAUUAAGUUAGAAUAUCCGGAAAAGUUAAGACAUAAAUUGUAUCUAAGAGCGGUACAAUCAUAUUUAAAAUUAGGUAAACCGACAAAGGCUAAAGAAUCUCUUGUUCGUGUUCGUGAGAUAAUGACUAAAUGCACCGAUAUACCAGAUGUAAAAAAGGAGGAUAUAGAAAAACAAAUUGCACAUUUAGCAUCUCUUGCAUCAUGCAUGCAUAAUGACACAGAAGAUACCGAAGACAAUGAUUCAACGCAAUCUAUACCUGAACUUGCAUUUGGAGAAAAUCCUGAUUUUCCUUCUGCAUCGACAGCCAUAGAUAAAAAAUAUUCAUCAGAAAAGGGAAGAUAUGUUGUUGCAAAUAGGGACAUAAGAAAAGGUCAAAUACUUUUUGUUGAAAAACCAUUUGCUUUUGUACUUGUGGAUUAUGGUAGAAUGAGUGGUUCUUGUGAAAAUUGUUGUCGUCCUUAUGGAGAUGUCCCUGUUCCGUGUACAAUGUGUUUGGAUACGUUAUAUUGUAAUAUGAAAUGUUGGAACGACGAUUAUACGUUUUAUCAUCGUUGGGAAUGCCCAGGUAGUCAAAUGGGACUUUGGCAACAAAAUGGAAUUGCACGUUUAGCUUUAAAGGUGUUUUUAAUGUGUUCGACUACAUCCGACAGAAACAGAUUUAACGAAGUACAAAAGUUGAUAACGAACUUUGACAAAUUAUCAUUAAAAGAUCUUAUUGCUUAUGGAAUUACGGCGACAAUGCUUACGCUUUAUCUUUUGAAGUAUUCUGAUUUUUUUGAAGAUAACGAUCUUACAGAAUGUUUGAUAUCCAAAUUUUCCGACGAGACCUAUAAUUUCCCAUGUGAAACUUCUGUCGAAAGCGAUAGGCAUUUGUACGUAGGCUCAUUACUUCUGAGACACAUUUUACAACUUGUUUCUAAUGGUCAUGCCAUUACAAAAUUAGAUGUAAUUGUAUCCGAUAAAGAUAAAGUUUUAACAGAACGAGAAAAUCGUGUUGCUAAAGCGAUUUAUCCUUCGGCGAGUAUGAUGAAUCAUUCUUGUGAUCCAAAUGUAAUAAAUAGUUUCAUGGACCAAUAUCUUAUCGUUAAGGCUAUAAAAGAUAUAGGAGCAGGAGAAGAAGUUUAUACCUGUUAUGGUGCACAUUUUAGACAAAUACCGAGAGAUUACAGGCAAUUAGCUUUAAAAAGUCAAUACUGUUUCACUUGCAAAUGCGAACCUUGCACCAUACCAGAACUUCAAUACUUCAUGGAAAGAUUCAAUGCUAUAAAGUGUCCAGAAUGUAGCGGCGCUUUGUAUACUGUUCAUAAUUAUUUCAUGCAUUGCUUAGACUGUGGUGCAACGCCUACUUUAAAUUAUGAUAUUGAAUUAAAACAAGCUCAAGAUCUUUUCGAGGAUGCACAAGUUUAUAUAGAAAUGGAGAGGGAGGAAGAGGCAUUGGAUAAAUUGAAACAAUGUUUAAGUAUAAGGAGAAGUGUAUUGUAUAAAUAUCAUGAAGAUAUUACUGCUACAUUAGAUCUUAUUGGGAAAGUAUAUGCUAUUAUGGGUCGAUGGUUAGAUUCUAUAUCUUAUUUGGAACAUAGCAUUGCCGCAGUCAGUGAAAGAUUUGGUUCCUGUAGCAUAGAACUUGCCAAUGAAUUGAAUAAACUCACAGAUAUAUGUAUAAGAUAUCUUCAAGAAGAACCAAAUACCGCAACAAAGUGGUAUAAGAAUAUCUUGAAAAAGACACGACGUUACUUGUCACACGCGGAGGAAAUUUUAAAUUUCAAUUAUGGACCGUGGAAUAAUGCUUGUGGUGAAAUAAGUGAAAAACAAAAAAUUCUAUCGGUAUUGCUGAAAGAUUUUAACAUUUAGUUCGAAUAAUUUUAUUAAUGCACUGUGUCUAAUACGCGAAUGAAUAAAAACUGGCAUAUUUACAUAUUGCAAAGUUUAUAUAUAUAUAUACAUACAUAUAUAUAUAUAUAUAAAUAUAUAUAUAUAUACAUUAUAUAUAUAAUAUAUAUAAAUAUAUAUAUAUAUAUAUACAUUUCAAGAUUCGUAUAUAUAGGCUUUUUUUUAUAGAAACAUUUAGUAGUCAACAUAGAGUAGAAUUGUUUGUAGAUUCAAAACUAUCAUUUUUGAUUUACACUUUUCGACGCACCGUAUACUUAACGAAAAAAAAAAGAAAAAAGAAAAGAAAAAAAAAAAAAGGAAAAAUUAUUGUUAAGUAAAUCUCCUAUCAUUCUAUGUUUAACUAUUGGUAUAUAAGUUAUUGUGUAUAAGCUUAUUAAAAAAGAAAUGGAACAUUUGAAAGGACUGAAAAUAUUGGAGAUAUAUAUAUAUAUACAUACAUAUAUAUGUAUAUAUAUACAUAUAUAUAUAUAUAUAUAUAUAUAACUUUUAACGAAGUUGAACUUAUAUAUUGGAAGUGAAAAAUAAUAUCAUUUCGCUUUUCAAUGCUUAAGCACUAACGGAAAGUAUUAUUUUAAACGACGAGACAUAAACGAAUGUACUUUUCUUCGCGAUAACGCUUCGAUUAAUACGGUUUAAUGAUGUGAUGAUACAUUUAUUGAUCGGAAUAAAGAAAACCAUGUAGAAUACAAAUCAUGUAUUAAACGAUUUUCAAACGUAA
Molecule: messenger RNA, 3370 nt
Organism: Vespa mandarinia (Asian giant hornet)
Lineage: Eukaryota; Metazoa; Arthropoda; Insecta; Hymenoptera; Vespidae
Product: protein-lysine N-methyltransferase SMYD4
Cellular component (GO): nucleus; cytoplasm
Molecular function (GO): histone deacetylase binding
Source: RefSeq, a predicted model, not a curated record